This is a messenger RNA of Delphinapterus leucas (beluga whale), 421 nucleotides long. Its product is annotated as histone H4. Lineage: Eukaryota; Metazoa; Chordata; Mammalia; Artiodactyla; Monodontidae. The record is from RefSeq and is a predicted model, not a curated record. Gene Ontology annotation, molecular function: structural constituent of chromatin; DNA binding; protein heterodimerization activity. Gene Ontology annotation, cellular component: nucleosome.
AUGUCUGGACGUGGCAAAGGCGGGAAGGGCUUGGGUAAAGGGGGCGCCAAGCGCCACCGCAAAGUCCUGCGGGAUAACAUUCAAGGGAUCACAAAACCUGCAAUCCGUCGCCUGGCUCGUCGCGGUGGAGUAAAGCGCAUCUCAGGUCUUAUUUAUGAGGAGACCCGCGGGGUUCUGAAAGUGUUUCUGGAGAACGUAAUUCGGGACGCGGUCACCUAUACCGAGCACGCCAAGCGCAAGACUGUCACGGCCAUGGACGUGGUCUACGCGCUCAAGCGCCAGGGACGCACUCUCUACGGAUUUGGCGGUUAAGUCGGCACCCACAAACUAAUUUUCUGUAGCAAUGCCCAAGGCCCUUUUCAGGGCCACCUAACUACUCGCUUGAAAGAGCUCGUUGCCCUGAACUGGUGUUUUCAGGUUU